Messenger RNA from Mixia osmundae IAM 14324, 1098 nucleotides. RefSeq lists its product as uncharacterized. The coding region runs from base 1 to 1098 and encodes 365 amino acids. The record is from RefSeq and is a predicted model, not a curated record. The transcript is spliced from 3 exons. NCBI's taxonomy places the organism in Eukaryota, Fungi, Basidiomycota, Mixiomycetes, Mixiales, Mixiaceae.
AUGGCGAAGGAUUUGACAGACGUUGAAGAGCCGCUGCUGCCCUCAUCGGGCCUGCAUGAGCCGAGUCGCAAUGUUGCUAGAGCCGCGUUGAUCAGGACUUUGCUGGCAAUCUGCACGCUUUUGGUGGCCGUCGGGCUCUUUGGCGGCUUUGCCUCGCUUGUGCUCGUUCGCCAUAGAUCAGGCCUGCCUUCGCAUGCAUGGUCCUUCAAUCAAAUCUGGUCCAUGGUCAGCAAGACGGGUCAGCACCGCACGACCCUCGUAUCCGCACUCUUCAUGAAUCCCAACGAUACGAUGCGGCAUUCGCCCGGGCAAUACUACGUUUGGCUUGACAACUUCUUGAAGACGAACGAACAACCAAUUGUCUUCUACACCUCGCCGGAUCUGGUCGAAAGGGUACAAGCGGCGCAUGGGCCGAGCACGGAAGCACGCCCCUUGCAGAUCGUGCCGGUCGCAUCUGCCUUCGAAUUGCCGCCGAUCGUCAAGCUUGGCGGACUACCCUGGCUGGAACAACAGUGGCUGAUGGAUCCAGAACAACGAAUCCAUUCAAAGCUCAUGUAUGCCGUCUGGAUGUCAAAAGCGUGGUUCGUCGAACAAGUCUCGAGAAACAAUCCAUACAACUCGGAGCGCUUCUUUUGGAUCGACGCAGGCGUUUUCCGAGACUCCGACGAGAUACGCUUCAGCGAGCUCGACGAUCGCUUAGACGAGGCUUUCGGGAUACACGACGACCGUUUGAUGCUUUCCGCCGUAGAGAACCUGCCGAGCGGUUCGAGGCUGCAGGCAUAUCACAAUGCGAGCGAUUGGCCCUUGCGCGCCAAUCUCAUCCAGGGUGCCUGGUUCGGCGGAGCUCCAGCGCCGGUCAGUUGGUGGGCCGAAGAGAUGCAUCGUGUCGCAAGCACACAAAUUGCGCUGGGCAGAUUCGCAGCGAAAGAGCAAGACAUUAUGAACUUAGCCGCACUCAUCAAUAUGCCACGACUGCUGAUACUUACCGCUCAAAAGCAAAAGGGCAAUUGCGGAUUCGGCCCCUGGUUCGUGUUUUGGAAGUGGUGCAACGCCGUCGCAGCCACGAACAGAUGCGAGCCUGAGUUCUUUUUGGGCUAG